AUGAUCGCAUCGCAGGAGGAUCAAGACGUGCUGGCCGUCUACUUCCGCCCGGUCUCGACAGUGGCGUACAUUCUCAGUCUGGGUGUGGUUCAAGAAUACCGAAGGGUCGGGAUUGCGUCGCUCUUGUUGGAUUCGUUGAUUCGCCAACUCACGACACCCGAAGCUGUGCACUGCAAAGCGCUUUUUUUGCAUGUUCUGACUUCUAACAGUUCUGCCAUCCGUUUCUACGAGAAUCGGAAUUUCAAGUGA
Molecule: messenger RNA, 249 nt
Organism: Notodromas monacha
Lineage: Eukaryota; Metazoa; Arthropoda; Ostracoda; Podocopida; Cyprididae
Source: the annotation of a GenBank genome assembly